ACGCCCAGAAUACACGUCAGAUGCAUUACAAUGAGCUAAUUUGUUCCGUGUUCAAAGAGUUGUUAUUUCUCUUGGAUUGGUCUGAAGCGGAGCGCCCCUCGAUCACUGCUCCAUCUGUGUUAGAAGAGAAUCUGCUUUGCUCAUCUGUACCGGGUCAUGACUAUAUUAACGCGUCAGCUAGAAGCGCAAUCAGUUCACUGGAGACAAAGCUGCGUUAUGGAUGGGACGGUAGCUGUGCUUCUUUUAACAACUCUUGUUUCCUGCACCUCGUCGAUUAGGAUCGACAGAGGUGGGGAGUUCCUGAGCAGAGAUUGCCCGAAGUGCAUUGAGGAGCUUUGCCCUAAGCCAGGAGAAGACUGCCCGCAGGGGUUAGUGCCCGACAUCUGCGACUGCUGCCCGCAGGGGGUGUGCGGUUUGGCUGAGGGGGACAAAUGCUUCAACGCGUCUCUGUUGGCCGUUUUGCCCCCCGAGAACAGGAAGUACAGACUGUGUGGCGCCAACCUGCACUGCCUGCUCAGACCUGAUCUCACCUCCAGGGAUGAACCAGAAGCACUGUGCUUUUGUAAGGAGACACAAGCAGCUUGUGGUUCAGACAACAGGACAUACGAAUCCGUGUGCCAGAUGAAUGAAGCGAGUGUAAAAAGUGGCAAUACUCUGUACUUGAAACACUGGGGGCCUUGCCAUUCAGUCCCAUGGAUCACUUCAGGCCCUGAAGAUGUGGGUGGUUCUCUGCAUCAAGGCUUGGCACUGGAUUGUGAGGUUAAGGGCUACCCUAUUCCUGGGGUCCAUUGGGAGUUCAAAGCAAAUGAUGACAAUACCAUAGUUCUUCCCAGUGAUGAUCUGUAUGUGGCAGUGCAGGUGAGGGGUGGACCGGAGCCUUUUAUGGUGACAUCAUGGGUUCAGAUAGUGGAUUUAAGGCCCACAGAUACAGGAAUCUAUACAUGUGUAGCAACUAACAGUGAAGGAGAAGCCCGAGCUUCAGCCAAAGUCGGUGUCAGAGGUUGAGCUUGGUUAUCUCAGCACUGAAUUGACACAUUUCUUUAUAUUAAUUAGCAUUUGAAUGUAUUUUGUAGAACGUACCUGAUAUUUCUUCAUCAUACAGUAAUAUGUAGAUUAGAUUUUGAUCAUAAUGUUAACCCUUUCACUAUAAAGAAAAAGUUUUAACCAAUUGUCAGAAUUUAGAAUUGUAUUUCUGAAAUAGUAAGUUAAUAUUUAAUAUUAUCUUUGAAAUUAAUUUUUAAUCUAUGACACUGAUAUUUCGCAUGUCUGCUUAGAUUUUGUGACAUUCUGGGUAAAAUGUUGUGCAGUUACCAAUAUUUUAAUAUGAAAUUGCUAACUGAUCCUCACUUCUACCCUUAAGAUGGAGACAGGAAUUUCUGCCAAAUCAUUGCUAAUCAUCUGUGAGUCUACAGAGUGUCAAAACCAAAAGGAGUCCUUAUUGAAAUCUACACUGCUAAGAAAACAUCAAAUAUCUAUAAUCCACAGAAUGUGGUGCACAGUGUACUUUUCCACGGAGCAGAAAUUUGUUACCCAUAACAUUUACAGGGUUAAGGAUUCAUGGAAGUAUGGUAGCACAAGUUCUAUAUUUGUAUGAUUUAUACUUUUUCAUCAAAUAAAUUUUAAAAGCCCAUUAGUGCUUGUUUAUGUGAA
Messenger RNA from Zootermopsis nevadensis, 1650 nucleotides. Its product is annotated as insulin-like growth factor-binding protein-related protein 1. Gene Ontology annotation, biological process: regulation of cell growth; regulation of signal transduction. The record is from RefSeq and is a predicted model, not a curated record. Gene Ontology annotation, molecular function: insulin-like growth factor binding. Gene Ontology annotation, cellular component: extracellular region. Lineage: Eukaryota; Metazoa; Arthropoda; Insecta; Blattodea; Termopsidae.